CAGUUCCUUGUCCGACCAAUAUAAUACUGUACAACAACGCACCUUAUCCAUCUGCUCUGCUGCAGGUUGAUGAUGAUGGCCUCCUCGCCUGCUGCUGCUUCCUGCUCACCGCCCACGCACCAGCUGCCCUCUUCCUCCCGCUGCUGCUGCCGCCCCCCUUCAUCAUCUCUUCUUAGUCUCGUCGUCCUUAAUAAUGGCGGCCGUGCUUACGCAGACAAGAAGAAGCGGCGACGAGGGCAUUCGCCACCAUCUGCUCUACCCGAUCCCCAAGCUGCUGCGGCGCUACUUGCCGUCGCCGCCGGGACAGUGGGAGUCGCCGCCACCCUCCUGCUUCGCUCCUCCUCGUCCCCCAAGCAGCAGGAGCAGCAGCAAGAUGUCAACGAGGCCGAAGAGUGCUGCCCGGAGUGCGGCGGCACGGGCCUGUGCGGUCUCUGCAAAGGGGAGGGCUUCGUCUUCAAGCAGCUCUCCGAGGAGACGGCCAGCAAGGCACGCAAGGCUGCCAAGAACAUGGCCACCAGAUACACCGCUGGGCUGCCCACCAAGUGGACCUACUGCACCAAGUGCUCCUCCACCCGCUCCUGCACAACCUGCCGAGGCUCCGGCACAAUAACCAAAACACCUGCCUAGCUGCUAGCAACCAUUCAUCUAUCCAUGAUCAUUAUUGCAAUGGCAUUUUGGACUUGAUAUUUUAUCUCAAUGCAAAUAGAGUAAUUAUUUAUGUUUACACGAUCCCUCCCUGAUGUUGGGAGAUUGUAUUUCCUGCUAGUUUCAAGGGUUACUUGGGGCUUUGCGUAUAUAUACUAGGUGAAUUCCCCGCGCGUUGCUGCGGGAUGUUUUGUGUUAUUUGUAAUUACUAUUAUUGGAUGAAGUUGGGGAAGAGUUUAGAUUUAGUUCAUGUUUACACAAAGUUAAAUUAUUGUAUAAAUUUGAUUCAGUUUUAUUGAAUAGAUGGGUGCGGAUGAUACAUUUGGAGAUAUUUAUGUAAAGGGAAUUGAAAUUGUUUAGGGAAUAACAUAGAAUUUUGGAGAAAA
Panicum virgatum (switchgrass) is the source of this 1031-nucleotide messenger RNA. RefSeq lists its product as uncharacterized. The coding region runs from base 70 to 627 and encodes 185 amino acids. NCBI's taxonomy places the organism in Eukaryota, Viridiplantae, Streptophyta, Magnoliopsida, Poales, Poaceae. The record is from RefSeq and is a predicted model, not a curated record. The transcript has a single exon.